AUGAAGGUCAUUUGGGGAGAUUGGGACGAGGCGUAUGUGGAGGUGGCCCCCCGAAUGUGUUAUGAAGCUUCCAAUAAGGCUGUGCAGGACUCGAUGGAGCACUUUCCGGGGUUGGAGGAUUUCUACGAGGAGAAGCACCGGGCCCCACAGAUUGCCAGCGGAGAGCGCUUGAAGACCCUUCGAGUCAGAGGUCACACGGCGCACAUACUGUUCGACGACCGGUACGUCCCGUACCUACGGCGGGCGAAGCUCUUGGCGUUCGUGACCAUGGCGCAGCGACCGGUGCCUCUGUACAACGCCGCUGCUCUGACGGCCCUAGUGGACCGGUGGCGUCCAGAGACACACACCUUCCACCUACCGUGCGGGGAGCUGACGGUCACUCUGGAGGACGUCGCCAUGAUCCUGGGUCUUCCUAUCCGGGGUCAGGCGGUCACAGGUGACACAGCGUCGGGGAACUGGAGGGAGAGGGUCGAGGAGUACCUUGGUCUGGAGCCUCCAGUGGCACCUGAUGGUCAGAGGCAGACGAAGACAUCAGGGGUUCCUUUGAGUUGGUUGCGAGCCAACUUCGGUCAGUGUCCCGCUGAGGCAGACGAGGCUACAGUACAGCGAUACUGCAGGGCGUACGUGCUGUACAUCUUCGGCAGUAUUCUGUUCCCUGACUCUGGUGGAGACAUGGCUUCUUGGAUGUGGCUGCCAUUGCUCGCGGACUGGGACGAGGCGGGUACCUUCAGCUGGGGGUCGGCUGCCCUAGCCUGGUUGUACCGGCAACUCUGUGAUGCUUGCCGAAGGCAAGGCGGGGACGCGAACCUAGCAGGCUGUGUUUGGUUGCUACAGUUGGUCGGCCCAUGUGGAGGACCCAUCAGGCUUGGCCGCACCAGGAUGCAGACCGACGUCCCACUGUGGUGUGGAUGCCAUAUCAGGCACAGGAAGUGCUCGAGCUAG
Oryza sativa Japonica Group (Japanese rice) is the source of this 942-nucleotide messenger RNA. Lineage: Eukaryota; Viridiplantae; Streptophyta; Magnoliopsida; Poales; Poaceae. The record is from RefSeq and is a predicted model, not a curated record.